This is a messenger RNA of Daldinia decipiens, 2525 nucleotides long. Its product is annotated as lysophospholipase catalytic domain-containing protein. The coding region runs from base 567 to 2525 and encodes 652 amino acids. Gene Ontology annotation, molecular function: A2-type glycerophospholipase activity. Gene Ontology annotation, biological process: glycerophospholipid catabolic process. Lineage: Eukaryota; Fungi; Ascomycota; Sordariomycetes; Xylariales; Hypoxylaceae. The record is from RefSeq and is a predicted model, not a curated record. The transcript has a single exon. Gene Ontology annotation, cellular component: cytosol; intracellular membrane-bounded organelle.
CUCCCUACCUUGUAGUGUAGGUAUGUACACAAGAUAGGUACCUACGAUAAAUCAAUCCAUUCAUCUUUAGCAUAGCCUCAAGAAUGAGGCCACCCGGUUGGAAUGCAGCUUGUGGUAAUGAUAAAAGAUUGGCUCUAAUGGCUCUAAUGGCUUUAAUGGCUCUAAUGGCUUUGAUGGCUUUGAUACAUAGGUAGCUCUAAGCAAGCGGUUAGCACGGCUCGCGGCUGACGAAGGCUUGGAAACUUUUCCCAAUGUGGUAAUACCUUGAUGCUUUUUUCGUCCCUCUUCCCUUUUUAUUUAUGUAUUCAUGCUUCCGGGGGGGCGACGCAAGUCCUUGGAAUCUCCAUCCGCUUUUCUGAAUUUCACAUUAGUCGUGCUACUCCUACCGAUCCGUACUCUGUUAGGAGUAGAUAGGUGAUGUAUAAUUAGACCGCAACGUGCCACCGCGGUACCAACUGACUACCACUUCAUCUUUCCAUACCGUUGUUCUUUUUUCCUUCUUCUUCUUCUUUUCCCCCGCGUGCUCUUCGAUUGAUCUACAUUUCCGGGGUUCGUUACAGAAGACUAUGCGUACCCUUCCUUUACCCCUGCUCUCGCUUAUUUCGGCGGCCCUCGGAUCGCCAACCGGGAGUAAUGAUGGCUCUCAAUUUUCGGCCGUCGAGGUUCGUGAUGUUUUAAUGGGUCGGGCAAGUCCGGACAACCCGUCCGGUAGUUAUGCACCGGCUAUCGUCGAUUGCCCGAGCGAACGGCCAACGAUCCGCAGCGCCGGAACUCUAUCUCAGUCGGAGCAGAGUUGGUUACGGAACCGCCGAAACAAGACCAUCGAACCCAUGCUGGAAUUCUUUAAGCAGGCAAACCUAUCCGAUUUUGACGCCGUCAACUACGUUAGUUCUAACUCGCAGAAUUUCUCUAUCGUACCUAAUAUCGGUAUCGCCGUCUCGGGUGGUGGUUAUCGUGCGCUUAUGAAUGGUGCCGGCUUUAUCGCUGCAGCUGACAGCCGCACACCGGGUUCGACUGACGCCGGUGGUAUUGGUGGUCUUCUGCAGAGUAGCACCUAUCUAGCAGGACUUUCAGGUGGUGGAUGGUUGGUCGGCUCCAUCUUUGCCAAUAACUUUUCUAGUGUCGUCCAGCUUCGUGACGGCUACCAGGGUUCCUCUCUAUGGCAAUUCUCUAACUCUAUCUUCUCGGGGCCUAAGGAGAGGGGAAUAUCGAUCGUUAACACCGUCUCAUACUGGGAUGAUGUUAAAAACCAGGUUGAUGAUAAGAGGGAUGCGGGAUAUGAUGUUUCUAUCACGGACUACUGGGGACGGGCUCUCUCUUACCAGCUGAUAAACGCACCGAACGGUGGACCGGCCUACACGUUUUCGUCCAUCGCCGAUACUCCUAAUUUCUCCUCAGCCGACACGCCCAUGCCGAUCCUGGUGAGCGAUGAGCGUAGACCGGGCACGACCGUAGUUUCUUUAAACUCGACGGUUCUUGAGUUCAACCCGUGGGAGAUUGGGUCGCAUGAUCCGACCAUCUUUGGCUUCGCUCCUACUCGUUAUGUCGGAUCUAACUUUAGCGGUGGCAUCGUACCUAACAACGGCCACUGCGUCCGCGGAUUCGAUGCGUAUAGUUAUCUCAUGGGAACAAGUAGCUCGCUUUUCAACGCGUUUUUACUACAAAAUAUUUCAUCCUCGGGUCUGCCCGAAAUCGUGACCAGUGCGCUCGAGUCCAUUUUGACCCGGAUCGGCGAAGACAAUGACGAUAUUGCCGCUUGGACACCGAACCCCUUUUAUGGCUACAACAAUGAUACGAACGAUAACGCCGGCGAUGAGCAGCUGACUCUUGUCGACGGUGGCCUAGACUUGCAGAAUAUUCCACUGCACCCGCUAAUCCAGCCGAUGCGCAAUGUCGAUAUAAUCUUUGCGGUUGACUCGUCCGCCGAUACCACGACUUUCUUCCCGAACGGCACCGCCCUGCGUGCUACCUACGAACGCAGUAAGACGGAUAUCGCUAACGGAACCGCUUUCCCAGCCGUUCCGGAUGCCGAGACGUUCAUCAACCUGGGUUUGAAUCAGAAGCCGACCUUCUUUGGCUGCAACACAACCGAGUUCGCCGACGCCGAUCAUAUACCGCCUCUAGUCGUGUAUGUGGCUAACGCGCCUUACACGGCUUAUAGCAACGUGUCUACGUUCAAUCCAUCAUACACAGAUGAAGAGCGUAACUCCUUCAUUAAGAACGGCUACAAUGUGGCCACGAUGGGCAACGGCACCGUCGACACUGAGUGGCCUGCGUGUGUGGCCUGCGCCGUUCUGCGCCGCAGUCUCGAGCGCACCAGCACUCAGAUCAGCGCUACCUGCCAGCGCUGCUUCGACCGCUACUGCUGGAACGGUACGACGGACAGCACGCCCGUCAACAGCUACGAGCCUUCACCGAUACUGGCAUUAGACGCCCAAAGUUUUGGGGUCAGCGUGAAGGGCGGGGCGGCAACAGGGAUGGUGUACGGUGUCUUUGGGCUUGUGGCCAUUCUUCUUGCAUUCUAA